ACAAGGGUCAUGCGUGAAAUAUAUUCGUAUUAUCUGUCAAAUGUAUUCCUAUGGACUGUAUAAUUAAUCUCGUAACGUAUAUACAUACUGAUCUAAACAUUAGUUCMGUGUGGCUUAAUGAUGCACAAUAUUGUGGUGGAAGCUGAAGAUUUCAAGCCAUGAUGUUCUGUUCAACAACAGAACUGAUCGGUAAAGGUUAAACAGAAAAGCAAUUCUAUCAAGCUCGUCUUUUUCACAGGAGCAWUCAAUCAUGGCUGAAACACAAGGUCAAACAAAAGACAUCCAAAAAGGGUAUUUUACUUUCGUCUUUAGCUUCAAGAAUCAUGCUACUGAGUUCUUCUCGAGGGAAAAAGAAAGGAUAAUUUACUUAAUGGGAAAACUUUAUGAUCUUCUAAGUCCUGUGAUUGUGUUUUUCUCGUUCUUGUUCACUUUGUUGCGAGGUUUCCUCCUGGCGAUCAAACAUGGCAUCCAAUCUUUGAUUGCGAUCAUUCGAUCGAUUCUGCAUUUUGAAUUUAAGCAAUUACUUUUUUCACUUAAGGCAAAAGUGAAGGAUUAYCUAGUUCGAGCGAAAGUUAAAACCUAUAAAAUUCUAUGGGUUCCUAUUAGAAAACGAAUGUUCAGGUUGCGAAAACAAGCGAGGAAGAAGCUGCUCGAUGUCAGGAUUUAUUUUCGUGGUUUACUCGAGCUUUGUCGAAGGUUGUUUCUUCUCGUGAGCGACUACACUCCUGGAGGCCAAUGGACAGUYGGAUUGUUUAUUCUUUUGUCUACGAUAUUCAUUGGCAUUGAACUUUUUCGCUACUCAAAGCUCGUUUUCAAGGUUCUGAACUUAGCUUGGUCAUCAAUAAUGYUUUUGCUCAGUCCUGUGAUAUGGACACUACAAGAUGUCUGGAUUGUAAUAGCAUUUGUCCUGAAUAUUUUCCUCUCAUUGGUACGAUAUAUUUGGUUCCUUUUCAUGGCUUUCCUUCAAGGGAUUGGCAACUUUGUUCUCAGAGUCUUGACAGCAUUUCUAUCAGUUAUUUAUAGAAUAUUAUCAUGGAUUUUCGAGCUGAGAUGUGUGCAGUAUGUCUGCCAUGUCUUUAUUGAACUCACAUUAAUGACAAUGGAAGUAUUUAUAUUUAAAGUACUUCCAGUUUUGAUGACAGUCGUCUCGCAUCUCAUUACCAUCUCAACCAUCGCAAGCAGGUAUUUUUAUGAGUAUUUUGUCGCUGUUUACACGAGUGAAGAAAAAGAUCAUAAAUACUUUAGCAAUACCAGGAUCUGUGCAGCAAUGUUUACAUUUAUUUGCCUUAUAUUGGCGUACAGACUUCGAAAGACUUUCCCCUCAGAUUUGUGUCAAGAAAUCGAAGAGGAAGGUUCAUCUGYAGGAAGAAGUCGUGCGAGACGACUAAAGACUGCGAGAUACUUAAGGACUGGAAGAAAAGAUGACACGACAAGCCAUGAAGAUGAAGUUCAUUUUCAGCUUAGUUCCUCGGCCCAUAUUUGCACRGGGUUCCUGCGAGGGGAGUGCAAUAGGGGACGUCGAUGUGAAGGUCACCACUGUCCCUGGCCCUAUCAUUGGCAGUAUCGUGUCCCUGUACAAGGAUGGAAAAGCUUUAGUCCAGAAGACAGUGACAUUAUAGAGCAACUUUACUGUAAACCAACAAAUGAAGUCGCCAAAACAAGCGACAUUGAUCCGGACCUUUCCGCACUUACACGAAGGUCCCACGUGAAAUCCGACACUCCAGUUUGUCUAGACUUCCAGCAGAUGCGAAUGGAGGUCGAUUACUAUCGYUCAGAACUAAGACGCUUAUCAACAGAGUCUUACGUGAAGAAACCGUCUGAUGUCCUGGCAACCAGGUGGAUCUGGUACCGACUUAGUGACCAAGGGGAAUGGAGCGAAUACGGAAAUGAGAGCAUUCCUAAACAAGAAGCCAUCGAGGCAUCAUAUAUCCGAAGAGAAAGUUCGUACAACUACAARAAACAAGAGCAAAACUACAGAAUCUAUUUUUUCAUGACACCAAUGUACGAACGAAACAUGAAUCCAAGGGAAUAUAAGCGAAGACUGGUCCGAAGACGACCAGAGUACCAGCCCAUAGAGACUUGAAUAUGGUAGCUGAUCAUGAUUGUACGCACGAGGCGGAUCUCAGGGAGGCUCACCUGGUGUCCGUACACUACCUUCCUGUUUAGAACAUGUACAUCCAAAAUGCGGGAAAUAGCAUAUUUGAAGAAAUAAAAGGUUUCUCCUCUCUGCAAUGAACUAAAUCAAAAUCUUAGUUCCUAGAAUCACUGUGGUAGGGCAUUUUAACAAUACUAGAAUGACUAGCUUAGUAGCUUGAAGGCGCGCGCGCAACCCAUACCUUGCAUCACUAGAGAUUAGUUACCAGAUCACCAUCGACUUUCGCUGAUCUGGGAGACUGAGGAACGAUAUGCCCUAAAUUAAUUCAAUCAUAUUAGAAGAAGAUUACGACAUUGUUGAAGCUAAACAUUGGAUAGGUGGAGUUCAUGACGUCUAUUUUGCACUGCGCACUCACUGACAGUAUUUGUGUGGUACGUUACCAUGGUUACCAAACAUGACUGCGCCCAUAUAGAAUCGGAUUCCUGUAGACCAAAACCCGAAAGCCAAAAUUUCAGAUCACUCUUUGGAUCAGAGAUGUAAAAAGGAUGUUUUAAAUAAUUAACUUUUAGUUUGUUUCGCCAGACUUUCUAGACACAAUAGAUGAUGACCAUGUCUUAGAUUUGAGGCUCACAAAAUCCGGCCAAAAAUGUUUAUUUUGAGCUGCCGGUGUUACGUGCUCAACAAAACAACUGUACUGACAUACAGCAAUAACAAAAUAAAGGUAUAGAAUAAACCAUGAAA
Molecule: messenger RNA, 2836 nt
Organism: Actinia tenebrosa (Australian red waratah sea anemone)
Lineage: Eukaryota; Metazoa; Cnidaria; Anthozoa; Actiniaria; Actiniidae
Cellular component (GO): nucleus
Molecular function (GO): NAD+ poly-ADP-ribosyltransferase activity
Source: RefSeq, a predicted model, not a curated record